Molecule: messenger RNA, 3370 nt
Organism: Pygoscelis adeliae (Adelie penguin)
Lineage: Eukaryota; Metazoa; Chordata; Aves; Sphenisciformes; Spheniscidae
Product: protein ELYS-like
Exons: 8
Source: RefSeq, a predicted model, not a curated record
GUAACAGGAGAUGAUAAAUCACUAUCUGGAGCUUCAUCUGAGCAUCAUCAUGGAGUGGGGGAGGAUGCUUGGUCUAAAAGUAGAGAUAAAACAACUCUCUUUAGUCUGAGCAAUCCUGUGGAUGAUUGUGCUGAAAUGGAAGCGUCUUCAGAAAGCAUACCUGGAGAGAGUUUGGAGAAAAUGGAUGUCAGCAGAGAAAAUAGUAACUUCUCUACCAGGUCAGACCAAACUACUUUGGAGUAUCAUGAUGCAAAAUCACCUGGCGAUUUUGAAGAUGAUGUUAUCUUUAUAGCUGCUAAACCAGCUAAUUAUUCCACUGAAGAAACUGCUGAUUUUCAAGAAUCGGAGAACGGAGAAGACAGUGAAAUUGUUGAAGAUAAACCUUUCCAGAUGGAACAACCAGAUUCAUCAGACCUAAGAAAAGAAGUUGGAUUUGUGGCAGAAUCAAAUGCUGAAUGUCUUACCCUUCCCGAGGAUGGUAAAUUGGUGUUUAAAGCUGCUGAGGCUGCUACGUUUGGGACUGCAAGUGAAGGUGAAACAAACCACCAAGAGUCCAAAAUGUCCUCUGCAUCAGAAGAAAAAGCCAUACCAGCUGCAACAAAUCCACAGCUUUUCGAAUCCCCGGAGGCAGACAGUGAAUCUGUGAUAAGUAUCCUUGACAGUGAGGAUGUGGUCAAUACUCAUUCAGAAAAUCCCCUUGAGGGGAAGUGUGUGGAUUUACCUAAAGAACAUAACCUAGAAGCAGCUGAAGUUGAAGAAAAUGUUCCUUUCCUGCAGGAAGAAAUAACUGUUUCUAACAAUCUUCCUAAAACUGAGGAAAUUAAUGUUAUUGAAGAUGGUGCGGUUAAGGCACAAACCUCAGAGGAGGCACCUGAACCAUCACCGUAUAGUGAACUACACCCAUCAGGCGCUCUUCAAUGCAGCUGUGAUACUAUCGAGCAACAGUUUGCAUGUGAUUUGCCUGCUAAUGAAGAUGGUGAAUGUGAUGCGGCUGAGGGAGAUGGAGAGCUUUUUAUAUCUCAGAGUAAUUUUACUUUAGUCUUGGAAGGUGAAGAAGGUGAAACGGAAGUGGGAGACCCUCCCUUAGUAGAUGCUUCUAAACUGGCUGGCACAACAGGAGAGGAGAAGCCUGUGAACAACAGUUUGGGAAAUACUGAAAGCCAAGAACAUGUUACAACCUCAGUGUCCACUGUAACUAGUGAUCAGGAAUCUCAAAAUACUGCAGAGUCGCUCCCAUAUGUGCCUGAGCCCAUUAAGGUAGCUAUUGCUGAGAACUUCCUGGAUGUAAUGAAAGACACAAGAAGUAAAGAAUUUACAUCUGAAGUUGUAGAACAAUCUACUCAUGAAACCAUAGGUAAGAAGGUAACUAGAUUCCAGAAGGCAAAAGCUCCCUUAACAACUGUGCCAGAAGGAGCGGAAGAUGAAACCAGCGUGCAUCAAGUAGAGUAUGUCAUCACUCCUAGAACACGCGCAAGGGGACGGCUGAGUAGAAGUCAAAGUAUUCCAUGGGCAGGCGAUCAGCAACUACUGAAGACAGACAAACCAGUUUUGUUAGGACUGUCUCCUAGGAGAAGUACCAGGCGAAGAAAAGAAGCAUCUGAGACUUCUAGUCUUCAGGCAGAAGAAAGCGCUCAAGAUGAGCAAAUACCCGUGACGCCUGUUACUCCUAGGAGAGGUAGGAAGCCUGGACAGACUAAUUUAGAAAAAGUAGAAAGCAGCCAUUCUGAUGGACAAACAUUGUCCGUCAGUGCGCAGUCCGUAGCCGUUACUCCAAGAAGAGGAUUAAGGAGAGCAAAGGAAGCUGCAUCUGAACUCUUGGAAGGGGCUAAUGAGGAAACGCCUCUGGCUGAAGGUAGCAUUAUUGCUUCUGCUACUUCCAAAAGGGCUAGAGGAGGAAAAAGGUCAGCAGGAGACAGAGAAACCGGCCAGACUGGCACCGAUCAUAAGGUAAAAGCGGCAGUCAGUCCCAGUAGAAGUGCAAGAAAACUGAAAGGCAUUAAUUUACAAUUGACUGAAAAUAUUGUCGAGGAUCAAGAGGUGCAGCCUAGUGACCAACUCCUUUUACCUGUGCCAACUAAAAGAGGCAGAAGGAGAAAGAUGAGUUCCUCAGAAGUUUCAGAAAAUUCUGACCUUGAUCUGUCUAAACCAUCGCUUCCUCAAACAGGAUUUAAACUUCCUGCAACUCCUAGAAGAAGUGCGAGGAAGGGGUCACAAAAUCUCUUGGCAGACACAGAAUCUAUCGCUGCUCAGGAAGACAUACAUUCGGGUGGGAAAGUGGAAAUCCUCGAUGCUGCUGGGAGAAGAACAAGAAGAGCUCCACACGCUAAACCAGGAAAAACGGAUACUCAUGAGCCAAGACCUGCACAGCCAAAUGAGGAAUCAACCACACCCGGGACUACAGUAAGGACGGGACGUCGGGGCAGAAAGAGACGGUCGAUAUUUGAGGAGAGCACAGGGGAGGAGGCCUUCCCCCAAGGACCUGGUGGCAGUCCUUUGCUGCUUGAAGACAUAAACCCGUCAGGACGUGAUGAAACAUCAAGAACUUUAACCGAUCGUGUUACAAGAACCAGAUCCCGCAAAACUGCCAUGCAUCAGAAACUGUCUGUUGAGGAAAAUGAGUCCUUCCUUUUCUCUCCUCCUCUCACAAAGCUGACGAAGAAAUUUAAAGCUGGAAAAGCAGACCAUCCUGUGCAGCUUAAGGAUUUAGACCCGGACUUGUCUUCUCAAUUUGUCUUUUCACCCCCUCUUUUGAGGUCAAGGAGAAAAAAUGUAUCUAGCAUUUUCCGAAUAGUGAAAGAACCAGAGCUUCCAACUAAAGAGGAUGAGGAUACCAAAUCUAUAGAGUCUGUGGGAAAGCAAAAAUUGAAGAGAGGUAGAACUGCGAAAUCAAAAAUGAAGAAAGCAAGCAAAAAAGAAGGUUCUUGGUCACCUCCACCAGUGGAAAUAAAAUUCAUCUCUCCUUUUGGAAGUCCAGUGGAUGGAACAAAAAGCAAACAGAAAGAAACUGCAGAUGUGGCAGAGAAGACUCUACGAAAGAACAAAAAAAGACUGUCUAAUUUUCCAAAGCCAGUUGUGCGCCGGAAGAUGCUGUAACUGUUUUUUAAAUUUGUAAUGUACACCACUGUUUGUAAAGUCAUCAAAAUUGUGUGGAUUAGUAAAAAGAAAAAAAUAAUCUAAUUUGGAAGAGAUAAUUUAUAUAAAUUAUUGUAAAAUUUCAUAAACAAAUGGUCUUCAAUAAGUAACUCCAUGUGGAGUGUGAUUUCCUCAGUCAAUCCAGUUUUCUAUUUUAUAUUAAGACUUCAUACGUUUAUAUAAUAUGUAAAUACAGCUUAUUUUAGGAAUGUUAAAUAAAAAUGUAUACUUCACGAUA